This is a messenger RNA of Cannabis sativa, 5403 nucleotides long. Its product is annotated as myosin-17. Gene Ontology annotation, molecular function: ATP binding; microfilament motor activity; actin filament binding. The coding region runs from base 272 to 5068 and encodes 1598 amino acids. Gene Ontology annotation, biological process: vesicle transport along actin filament; actin filament organization. The record is from RefSeq and is a predicted model, not a curated record. Gene Ontology annotation, cellular component: actin cytoskeleton; cytoplasm; myosin complex. The transcript has 44 exons. NCBI's taxonomy places the organism in Eukaryota, Viridiplantae, Streptophyta, Magnoliopsida, Rosales, Cannabaceae.
CUUCAGUUUGAGUUUAGUCCCCACCACUGUCUCUUUUCUCUUUCUUAGUCCUCACUUUGAAAUCUUUUCAGUGAGUUUCGGAAGAGAGAGAAAAAUAUAUAUUUAUUAUUAUUUUUAUAGUGAGAGAGAGAAAGAGUCCCUACCAAAGCUCGAAACUUUAGAGUGAGGGUGGGAAAUAUUUGAAAGAUAUAUAUUUUUUUGUAGCGAUUCUCGGGUCUGUUUCUGGUCAGCAGCUUUCGUGUUUGGAUGAGUUGAAGGUCACCACAUACCAAUGGCUGCACCAGUUAACAUAGUGUUAGGCUCUCAUGUAUGGGUUGAAGAUCCUACUUUGGCUUGGAUUGAUGGAGAAGUUACGCGGAUCAAUGGCUUGGAGGUUCACGUUCAUACCACAAAUGGAAAAACAGUAAUCACAGAUAGCAUGAAUGUUUUUCCAAAGGAUACCGAAGUUCCACCUGGAGGGAUAGAUGAUAUGACAAAACUAUCAUAUUUGCAUGAACCUGGAGUUCUGGAAAACCUGGCCAUUAGAUAUGAACUUAAUGAAAUCUAUACAUACACUGGAAAUAUUCUGAUAGCAGUCAAUCCAUUUCAACGAUUGGAUCAUCUUUAUGAUACUCACAUGAUGGCACAAUAUAAAGGAGCUCCUUUUGGAGAACUAAGCCCUCAUGUUUUCGCGGUUGGAGAUGCUGCAUACAGGGCAAUGAUUAAUGAGGGAAAAAGUAAUUCCAUUUUGGUAAGUGGAGAGAGUGGUGCUGGUAAAACUGAGACAACAAAGAUGCUCAUGAGAUAUCUUGCCUAUUUGGGUGGCCACUCGGGAGUGGAAGGAUGUACUGUUGAACAACAAGUUUUGGAGUCCAACCCAGUGCUUGAAGCAUUUGGCAAUGCCAAAACAGUUAGAAAUAACAACUCAAGUCGUUUUGGAAAAUUUGUUGAAAUUCAAUUUAAUAAGUAUGGGAGGAUAUCUGGUGCUGCUAUCAAAACCUAUCUGCUUGAAAGGUCUCGGGUUUGCCAAAUUUCUGAUCCAGAGAGAAACUACCAUUGUUUCUACCUUCUUUGUGCUGCACCAAAAGAGGAUAUUGAGAAAUAUAAAUUGGGUAGCCCCAAGUCUUUCCAUUAUUUAAAUCAGUCCAAAUGUUAUGAGCUGGAUGGGGUGAGUGAUGGUGAUGAAUAUCUUGCUACUAGAAGGGCGAUGAGCAUUAUCGGAAUCAGUGAAGAGGAGCAGGAGUCAAUAUUUAGAGUUGUAGCUGCAAUACUUCACCUUGGUAAUAUCAAUUUUUCCAAAGGGGAGGAAAUAGAUUCCUCAGUCAUCAAAGAUGAUGAAUCGAGAUAUCAUCUUAAUGUGACCUCAGAACUUCUUCGAUGUGAUGCCCAGAGCUUGGAAGAGGCUCUCAUUAAACGAGUAAUGGUGACUCCAGAAGAAGUUAUCACAAAAACUCUCGACCCUGAUAAUGCGAUUAAUAGCAGGGAUGCACUAGCUAAGACAUUAUAUUCUCGCUUAUUCGAUUGGCUGGUGGACAAAAUCAACAAUUCAAUUGGGCAGGAUCCAAACUCAAAUUCAAUAAUUGGAGUCCUUGAUAUUUAUGGCUUUGAAAGUUUUAAGUGCAAUAGUUUUGAGCAGUUUUGUAUCAACUUUACAAAUGAAAAACUACAACAACAUUUUAAUCAGCAUGUGUUUAAAAUGGAACAAGAGGAAUACAACAAAGAAGAAAUAGACUGGAGCUAUAUUGAGUUUAUCGAUAACCAAGAUGUGCUGGAUCUAAUUGAAAAGAAACCUGGAGGAAUUAUAGCACUCUUAGAUGAAGCCUGCAUGUUUCCAAAGUCCACUCAUGAAACUUUUGCACAGAAGUUGUAUCAGACUUUCAAAAAUGAGAAACGAUUUAUAAAGCCAAAGCUUUCUCAGACUGAUUUUACUAUAUCACACUAUGCGGGCGAGGUAACUUAUCAAGCCAAUCAGUUUCUAGACAAGAACAAAGAUUAUGUCAUUGCUGAGCAUCAAGCUUUGCUAACAGCCUCAAAUUGCUCAUUUGUGGGUGGUCUGUUUCCCCCACUUCCAGAAGAUUCGUCAAAGUCAUCCAAAUUUUCUUCCAUUGGAUCGCGCUUUAAGCUACAACUUCAGUCUUUGAUGGAAAUCUUGAGUACAACAGUACCUCAUUACAUUAGAUGUGUGAAGCCAAACAGUGUCCUGAAACCUGCUAUAUUUGAGAAUCUUAAUAUUAUUCAACAAUUGCGAUGUGGUGGUGUCCUUGAGGCAAUCAGGAUUAGUUGUGCUGGCUAUCCUACUAGACGCACAUUUUAUGAUUUUGUAAAUCGUUUUGGUCUUUUGGUUCCUGAAGUUUUAGAAGCAAAUUAUGAUGACAAGGUUGCAAGCCAAAUGAUUCUUGAUAAAAAGGGAUUGAAAGGAUACCAGAUAGGCAAGUCAAAGGUCUUCCUCAGAGCAGGUCAGAUGGCUGAGCUGGAUGCUAGGAGGACAGAAGUACUUGGAAAUGCUGCUAGAACAAUUCAACGACAAAUUCGUACCUUCAUUGCUCAUAGAGAAUUUGUUACAUUGCGCAAAGCUGCAAUUCAGUUGCAAUCCCGUUGGCGAGGUAAAAUCGCAUGCAAACUGUAUCAGCACUUGAGACAAGAAGCUGCAGCAUUGAAGAUCCAGAAGAAUUUCAAGCAAUAUAGAAUCACAAAAUCCUACAGAAUACAACGGUCCUCCGCAAUAAAAUUGCAGGCAGGCAUAAAAGCAAUGCUUGCACGUAAGGAGUUCAGAUUCCGAAAGCAAACAAAGGCUGCUGUCAACAUUCAGGCUCAUUGGCAUUGCUACCGAGCUCAUUCUUACUAUAGAAGUCUACAAAAGGCUGUGGUUGUGACUCAGUGUGAAUGGAGAUGCAGAGUUGCAAGAAAAGAGCUCAGAAAGCUCAAAAUGGCUGCCAGAGAAACAGGGGCUCUUAAAGAAGCGAAGGACAAAUUGGAAAAGCGUGUUGAGGAGCUUACUUGGCGGUUACAAUUGGAGAAACGGUUGAGGACUGAUCUCGAGGAGUCAAAAGCUCAGGAAAUUGCAAAAUUGAAGGAUAUUUUGCGUGCAAAAGAUCUACAAGUAGAAGAAGCAAACGCCUUGGUUAUUAAAGAGCGAGAGGCAGCUAAAAAAGCUAUUGAAGAAGCACCUCCUGUCAUUAAGGAGAUCCCAGUUUUAGUACAAGAUAUGGAAAAGGUUGAAUCCUUGACCACUGAAGUUGAGAAGUUGAAGAUGUUACUAGCAUCCGAAGCACAGAAAUAUGAGAAGGUCAUUGAGGGUUAUGCUGCUGAACAAAUCGCGUAUGAGAAAUUGGCUACGAAGCUGGAACUUGCGAAGAUGAAAGAAGAUGAGUUUGAAGAUUCAUUGCAGAGGCUUCAAGAGACGGUAUCUAAUUUAGAAUCAGAGAACCAGGUACUCCGGAAACAGGCCCCAUCUAUCUCACCCACUGGUCAAACUUCAUCUGCAAGAAAGUCAAAAAUUAUUCUGACGACGAUACAAAAUGGGCAUGCUGGCAAAGUAGAAAUGAGAGAAAACCCGAUGAUGGUAGAGAAUGGGCAUGCUUACAAUGUAGAAAUGAGAGAAAACCCGACGACGGUAGAGAAUGGGCAUGCUGACAAUGUAGAAAAGAGAGAAAACCCGAUGGUGGAGAAUGGUCAUGCUGGUAAUGGAGAAAUGAGAAGAAACCCGACCGUAGAGAAUGGGCAUGCUGAUAAUGAAGAAAUGAGAGAAAGUAGAUAUCUUAUAACAUGUAAUGGUCAGCAGUCUGAAACUGAAGAAAGCCCUCAGAAAUCUGCAAAUAAGAAGCAGCAGGCGAAUCAUGACCUGCUCAUUAAGUGUAUAUCCCAAGAUCUAGGUUUCUCUGGGGGUAGGCCUGUUGCUGCUUGUCUGAUAUACAAAUGCCUUCUGCAGUGGAAGUCAUUUGAGGUUGAAAGAGCCAGUAUUUUUGACAGUAUCAUUAAAAAUAUAGGCACAUUAGUUGAGAAGGCCCGUGGUAACAGUGAUGUGCUAUCUUACUGGCUGUCUAAUACAUCCACAUUGCUUUUACUCCUCCAACGCACACUACGAGCUACUGGAGUUGCCGGCUUAACUCCACAACGUCGAAGGAUGCCAACUUCUCUGAUUGGGAGGAUGUCUCAAGGCCUUCGUGCAUCUCCACAGAGUGCUGGUUUCUCCUUCUUCAGUAAUCGGGUACUUGGUGGAGUGGAAGAAGUUCGGCAUGUCGAACCCAGAUAUCCAACUUUGCUUUUCAAGCAGCAACUUAUAGCUGUUCUUGAGAAUAUAUAUGGAAAACUGAGAGACAAUUUGAAAAACGACAUCACCCCGUUUAUUGGGUUGUGCAUCCAGGCACCGAGGUAUGGAACAACUCGGGCUGGUGUGUUGCAGGGGCAUUCACAAGCUAAUUCUGAAGCGCAACAAGCUGUAAAUGCUCACUGGCAGAGCAUUGUGAAUACCUUAAAUAACUACUUGAUGAUCAUGAAAGCCAAUUUUGUACCUCCAUUGCUGAUCCGCGAAUUGUUCGCUCAGAUAUUUUCAUUUAUCAAUGUUCAGUUGUUUAACAGCCUUCUCUUGCGACGUGAAUGUUGCUCAUUUAGUCAUGGGGAGUAUGUCAAAGCAGGGUUGAGUGAGUUGGAACAGUGGUGUCAUGGUGCAACCGAGGAGUUCACAGGGUUUGCUUCAGAUGAACUGAAACAACUCAGACAGGCAGUUGGUUUCCUGGUCAUACAUCAGAAGCCCAAUAAAUCAUUGACAGAUAUCUCAAAUGAUCUUUGUCCUGCUCUCAGCAUUCAGCAGUUGUAUAGAAUCAGCACAAUGUACUGGGACGACAAAUACGGUACACAUAGCGUGUCUUCUAGCGUAAUCUCACGUAUGAGAGCUAUGAUGAAUGACGACAAUGGCAACCCGCGCAGGCAUUCUUUCUUAUUGGACGAUAACUCGAGAAUUCCUUUUACUGUGGAAGACAUUUCCAAGUCCAUGGGCGCGGGUGAAAUUGAAGUAGCUGAUUUUGAGCCUCCACCUUUGCUUCGAUAUAACUCAGAAUUCGCUUUUCUGCUACAACGUUCGGGUGAUUGAAUGUUUCCAGUUUCAAUCCCAGAACAUUAGUGUUACUACUAAAACAUUUGGUUUCAUUAGCAUUUGUCAUUAUACAGUGUCACAAUUCGAACAUACAGAGCCUCACUUGUGCUCCUUGUGAUAUCAUUUUUACUUUUGGUUUGUAUCAAAAAACUACAGCCGGUUUUAGGCAGAUAGCCGCAUUUUAUUGGCUAUGGUCUACUGUUGUAUCAAAUGUAUCUCUGUGAAUGUAGGCUUAGGCUUCUUUAUGCCUUUUAGAGAUACAUUUUAUGAUGUAGAAACUUGAUUUGAUACAUCCAUGUUGGCAAAUGGCUAAUGAAAUAUCUUUUUUACUA